Messenger RNA from Andrographis paniculata, 1298 nucleotides. RefSeq names its product probable cinnamyl alcohol dehydrogenase 6. NCBI's taxonomy places the organism in Eukaryota, Viridiplantae, Streptophyta, Magnoliopsida, Lamiales, Acanthaceae. Gene Ontology annotation, molecular function: cinnamyl-alcohol dehydrogenase activity; zinc ion binding. The coding region runs from base 88 to 1179 and encodes 363 amino acids. The transcript is spliced from 7 exons. The record is from RefSeq and is a predicted model, not a curated record. Gene Ontology annotation, biological process: lignin biosynthetic process.
AAAAAAAUGUUUUAUUUACUAAAGCCGGCAGCCGCCGCCCACCAUCUUCAACCUCCUUUUUCUUCCUUUUCUGGCGAAGUUUGAUCGAUGGCUCAGACAACCCCAAACCACACUCAGACCGUCCAUGGCUGGGCUGCCCACGAUCCUUCUGGAACCAUCGCUCCUUACACCUUCAAACGCAGAGAGAAUGGAGUGAAUGAUGUAACGAUCAAAAUCCUCUACUGUGGAAUUUGCCACACUGAUCUGCACUAUGUCAAGAAUGAAUGGCGGGGCAUAUCCAUAAUGUACCCUAUCGUCCCUGGUCAUGAAAUUGUGGGGACUGUGACCAAAGUGGGCAGCAAUGUGGCCGGAUUUAAGGUCGGCGACAGGGCCGGCGUCGGCGGCCUGGCGGCGUCGUGCCUCGACUGCCAACAUUGCCGCGACGGGCAAGAGAAUUACUGCGAUCAGGUUCGGUUCGUGUUCAACGGAAUUUUCUGGGACGGAAGCAUCACAUACGGCGGAUUCUCCGAAUUUAUUGUAUCAGAUCACAGGUAUGUUGUGCACGUGCCUGAAAACUUGCCGAUGGACGCGGCGGCGCCUCUUCUUUGUGCGGGCAUCACCGUGUUCACGCCAUUGAAAGAUCACGACUUGUUGGAGUGCAAGGGGAAGAGGAUAGGGGUAGUUGGCCUCGGAGGGCUCGGCCACAUCGCCGUGAAAUUCGGGAAGGCGUUUGGGCACCAUGUAAGUGUAAUUAGCACAUCGGCGUCGAAGGAGAAGGAAGCCAAGGAGCGAUUAGGCGUCGACGACUUCAUUUUGAGCAACAAUGUUGAACAAAUGCAGUCGAAGAGAAAAAGCUUGGACUUUAUUGUCGACACAGUUUCAGCCGAACACUCCCUCGGCCCAAUUCUUGAGCUGCUCAAAGUGAAGGGGACUUUGGUGGUUGUCGGCGCGUCCGAUAAACCCAUGGAACUCCCUUCGUUUCCUCUGAUUUUCGGGAAAAGGGCAGUGAAGGGGAGCAUCGUCGGGGGCAUGAAAGAGCUGCAAGAGAUGAUGGAUCUGUGUGGCCAACACAAUAUUACAUGCGAUGUUGAGGUUGUCCGAACCGAUGAAAUUAACCACGCGCUUCGCCGCCUCGCCGAUAAUGAUGUUAAGUAUCGCUUUGUUAUCGACAUUGCCGGAAGCUCAUCUUCGAAAGGGUAGGAACGUUACAUGUGCUGCUAAUACGAUGUUGUCGUCGCAAGAUGUUCCGAAUAUGUUGUUUGUUGGUUAUUUUGUUGUUAUUGGAUUUAUUCAAAAGUAAUGAAUGCCGUAUCGAACUA